CUUAGACGUCCCCGACCACCCGCUAAACUUUAGAUUAGGGUUACGUAGGUUUCUAAAGUCUAUUGUUCUACGUGAAUCUGUAAUAUGGACGUAAGCCCUGGUAAUGCAAGGAGGAAGAGAGCGGUUCUAUAUAAAGUGGUUGGUUGUGAUUACCCUUCAGCAUUGCGCGUAUACCAGGCGGGUCAGUACAGACGUAGUCAACAUUCCGUACUGUCGUCUGCUAUUACUGAACAGUUCAUGGACGUACUGUAGCAGGGUAAUACAGAAACAAGUCUGGAUUUGACACGAGAAGGCGGCAUUGAAAGCCGUGUAAGAUUUUAACUCAAGGGCAUUCGACCAGCUACCACCCUGGCAUCCUGGUGCGAGAUCGGUCUCCCUUCCCACAACCCCUUGCAACUCGAUUACCCGGGUCCGAUUCCCAGUAGCAGACGACAAGUUGCCGGAUUUGUUGCGAUGUCGUACACAUCCAUGUUUACAAUAUCGCCCCACGAAGUAGGGAAAAUGGUGCGAUCAAGACUAAAAAGCGAGGACGAUGAGAAACAGUGUUUUAUGCUCCAAAUCAUUCUCCAACCAGUGUAUAGUGACUCGGACGUUCCAAACUCGUGUUUCAAAAAGCUCCCCCGACUUGUGAAUGGAAUUCCUUUGGGAGCCGGAUUAAUGUCGAAGGAUCAGCUGGGGAGUAUACGAUGGAGGUACAUAGAAGGAGGGAGGAAGAUUCAGACAUUCAUAUCAGAACCCAUACACAAGGACGAAGCCGAGGAGACGAAACGGACGCUCAAGGAUCGACUUGCAAAACAGUCUCAAGCCAUUUUUGGCGAUAUGACUGUAAAAGCAACGAUUGUGUUAUCCCAGUGUUUAGACUAUGACGAUGAUUUCAUCAUCAACGACAUUGCAGUUUCGUUGGAGGAGGGUUUACAUUUCCGAGAUUGAUACCGUCACUAUUGGUGUGUGAUAUUUUGUUAUCCUGUGAUGGAGGUACGUGUGUAAACAUAGCCAUUAUGUGGAGCUCCUCGCGCGUGCAUCACGUCUGUGCAUGCGCUGGUUGAACCAGUGCCAAUACAACAUCUGGUUCUUCUAUUACCGUCAGAAUACCUCUUCCCAGUGAUACAGAUACCUGGACCGCCUGCUUACCUCUAGCCUACAUCACCGGAACUCCUCAAUAUGUUGUGUUAUUCCACCCCAACCUGGUUCUCCAAAACAGACUGCUGACGUCAUAGUGACAUAGUUUUCCUAUUGUUACGUAUGUACACUACAUGUAUAUUCUUUGUAAAUAUGUGCGUUUUAUUCUGUUAGAAAAAGAAAUCUGAUUCCGUUCAGUAACUCGGUUUUUAUAAAGUUUUACUUCAU
Messenger RNA from Haliotis rubra (blacklip abalone), 1347 nucleotides. RefSeq lists its product as uncharacterized. The transcript has a single exon. Bases 454 to 930 code for a protein of 158 amino acids. NCBI's taxonomy places the organism in Eukaryota, Metazoa, Mollusca, Gastropoda, Lepetellida, Haliotidae. The record is from RefSeq and is a predicted model, not a curated record.